CUCUCAGUGUGUCUCUCUGUGUGUUUCUCUUUGUGUGUGUCUGUCUCUCUGUGUGUCUCUCUCUGUGUGUCUCUCUCUCGGUGUGUCUCUGUGUGUCGGCGGUGCCGUGCUCGCGGCGUUAGAUUCGCAGCGGGGCCCGGUGGAGCAGUCGUCGUCGUCAUCAUCAUCAUGAUCUUCCCGAGCUCCUUCUCGGAGGAAGAGGAGACACUGCAGAAGAAAUUCGCCAAGCUCAAGAAGAAGAAAAAAGCAGUCAUGGCCUUAAAGAAACAAAGCACGGCAAAUCCGUCUACACAGAGCGGCUUAAAGCGAUCCGUGUCGGAGCAGCCGACCGUGGAUGGAGCCGCAGCCACGGAGCAGGCGAAGAAGCUGAUGAAGAGCGGCGCCAUCAGCGCCAUCCGGCCCGAGACCAAGAGCUCCGGCUUCAAGCGCUCGCGCACGCUGGAGGGAAAGCUCAAGGACCCAGAGAAGGAGAAACCGCCUUCAUUUCAGCCGUUCCAGAGAAGCGUUUCUGCCGAGGAUGAGGCCACGGAGGCUAACGUGCGCCGGCCACAAGUGAAGAAUCUCUACGAGAGCUUUGUGAGUGGCCGUGAGCAUGAGAACUCAUCGAUGGAAGAUGCAGAGCGCGUGGAUGACAGAGGGUGGGACCGAGAGAGACAUUCGUCGGAGCGGCGUGAGCCUCGCAGGGGGAACACGAUCUACGUGAACGGCUCUGGGAUCACGGACGAGAUCCUGCAGACGGCCUUUAGCUCCAUAGGCCCGGUCCUCAACGUCACCAUGGAGCGCGCUCGCAGCUGUGGAUUUGUCACGUUCGAGAAAAUGGAGUCUGCCGACCAAGCCAUAGCAGAGAUGAAUGGGGCUGUGGUGUCGGACGUGCGUCUCCGCGUGUCCCUUGCGCGCCGUCAGCCCAAGAUCGAGGCCACAGCUGGGACGUCGCCCUGGAGCACUCUGGCGCUGGGGCACAGCGCCAAGGGGCUCCACCAAGAUCGACGCAAUCAAGUAGUCUACUCGGAUGAUCCCUUCUCGUGACAACACCCGACUCCUCUCUCUCCCUGCUCGGCCGCUCUGUCCAAGCCCCUCACGUGCCGUCUCAUUCCUCUCUCCGCUUUCCUCUCCUCCGUUUGCAUUUCUAGCUAGGAGCCUUGUCGAUUUGGGGGCGAUUAUUUGAUUAAAACCUUUUUUUUUCACAAUAA
Molecule: messenger RNA, 1190 nt
Organism: Petromyzon marinus (sea lamprey)
Lineage: Eukaryota; Metazoa; Chordata; Hyperoartia; Petromyzontiformes; Petromyzontidae
Gene: NELFE
Product: negative elongation factor complex member E
Biological process (GO): negative regulation of transcription elongation by RNA polymerase II
Cellular component (GO): NELF complex
Molecular function (GO): RNA binding
Source: RefSeq, a predicted model, not a curated record